UGAAAUUUACAAACGUAGGGCGCUCGCUUCGGAUGUUAAGGCGUGAUUAUCGUUAUCAUUUUCAGAAGAUGGAUUAAUUUACGUUUUCAUUUUAGGUGUGUUGGUUAACUGUCAAGUAGAAAAAUGACAGAAGAGUCGGCUGUCAAGGUUUGCGUUCGAGUCCGUCCGCUUAUAGAGAGGGAAGAAAGUGCAGAGAGAACAGAGCCCGUCCAGGUGUACUGGAAAUCUAAUUCGAAAUCAAUUCAUCUGAUUGAUGAUGGGAAUUCCAACAAGAGCUUUAGUUUCGAUCGGGUGUUUGCUGCUGAAGAAACAACCAGUCAGCUGUACCAGAGCAUUGCAAAGCCUCUGGUGGUUUCCUCUGUUGAAGGAUACAAUGGAACCAUAUUUGCUUACGGGCAGACUUCCUCUGGAAAGACUUUCACCAUGAUGGGGAGUGACCUUACUCCUGGAGUGAUUCCUCUGGCUGUGGAAGAUGUCUUCCAAACCAUAAAAAAUUGUCCAAAGAAGGAGUUCCUUCUCCGGGUUUCUUACAUGGAAAUCUACAACGAGACUGUGACUGAUCUGCUUGUUGACAGCUGGAAGAGAAAACCUCUGGAAGUCCGUGAGACAAUCAAUAAAAACAUUUAUGUGGCUGACCUGACCGAGGAACUGGUAACAAAUCCUGAACAAGCCCUGGCCUGGAUUCGGAAAGGAGAAAAGAACCGUCACUAUGGAAAAACCAAAAUGAACCAGCGGAGCAGCCGCUCACACACCAUUUUCCGAAUGAUCUUGGAAAGCAGAGAAAGGAGUGACCCAGCAUCUGGUGAAAAUGCUGAUGGAGCCAUUAUUGUGUCUCAUUUGAAUUUAGUCGAUCUAGCUGGAUCUGAGAGAGCAAGUCAAACAGGAGCUGAAGGCGCACGCUUCAAAGAAGGUUGCAAUAUCAAUCGUAGCCUGUUCACACUUGGACAAGUGAUCAAGAAACUGACAGAUGAGAGCCAAAAGGGUUUCACCAACUACAGAGACAGUAAGCUAACCCGCAUCCUACAGAACUCAUUGGGUGGGAACGCUAAAACUGUCAUCAUCUGUACCAUCACUCCUGUCGCUCUAGACGAGACCCUCAGCACUCUGCAGUUUGCCAGCACUGCAAAGAAAAUGAAGAACGACCCUCAUGUGACAGAGGUGUCUGAUGACGGGGCUCUGCUCAAAAGAUACCGAAAUGAGAUCGUUGACCUCAAGCGAAGACUUCAUGAGGUUUCUUCAGUCACACACACAACAGCCACAGAGAAGGAGUUUCUCGCCCAGCUGCUCCAAGAAAAGGACCAGCUCCAGAGAGAGCAAGAGGACAGGAUCAAAAACCUUACGAAACUGAUCAUCACCAGCUCAACCCUGGUUCCUGUUCACAAGAUGCCAAAACGCAGAGUGACAUGGGGAGGAAAGAUGAUCAGACUGGCCCGUCCGUCUGUCUGUGGUGUUGGCUCAUCUGACCUCAGCUUUGCAGACCCUUUAACUCGAAAGAGGAAAGCAGACCGCUCCUGUUUAACGGAGCUGGGUGAAGAGGAUGAGAGCUUUGACUCUCACUGGGAUAUUCCUGAUGAGCCAUCAGAUGAAAUGGAGAUAAAUCAGAGUUCUGUGACUUUUCGAAGUUUCGGAGACAGUCCCAAAGACUUUGUGUCUCCAGACCGGAUGUAUGACCUCUCAGGAAAAGUGUCUAACCUUGAGCAGCAGCUGGAAAUGGAGACCCAACAGAAAAAUGAGGCCUUGGAAAAGGUACAAACAUUAGAUGGUAAAGUUGCAGAGCUGGAGCUGCAGCUUCAGACAGAGGCCCAGCAGAUGCAAGAGUUCCUGGAAAAAAUACAGACAGCAGAACAGAGGGCAGCUGAGCUGGAGCUGCAACUGCAGCUACAAACAGAGGCCCAGCAGAAAAAUGAGAUGAUGGAGAAAAUAAAAAUAGCAGAAGAGAGGGUGGCAGAGUUGGAACUGCAACUGCAACUGCAAGCAGAGGCCCUGGAGAGACACGAAAUCCUAGAGAAAGCACCGAUAGCAGAAGAAAGGAUGGCUGAGCUGGAGCUGCAGUUACAAUCAGAGGCCCAGCAGAAGAAUGAGACCCUGGAGAAAAUACACAUAGCAGAGGAGAGGGUUGCAGAGUUGGAGCUGCAACUGCAAAUGCAAACAGAAGCCCAGCCGAAACACGAGACCCUGGAGAAAAUACAGAUAGCAGAGGAGAGGGUGGCUGAGCUGGAGCUGCUGCUGCAAACAGAAGCCCAGCAGAAACACGAGACUACAGAAAAGAUGGAGAUGUUAGAAUUCCGAGUGGCAGACCUGGAAAGACAGCUGGAGGAGCAGAGCCACAUUCCAAGUGAAACUGAACAGAUGAGAAGAGAGUUUGCAGAGACCAUCCAACUGUGUGAAACUCUGGCUUCAGAGAAGGACACAGUGGUUGGUGAGCGAGACUACCUGAAAGAAGAGCUGGGGAUGUUCAUAGAGCAGAUUCAGAGUCUGGAGAAAGCAAACGCUGCUAUGUUACAGGAGCUGCAGGAGAAGAGAGAGACGGACGAGUUCGAGUCACUGGAGGAAGAGUUCAGGAAGGAGCACGAGAACAAGUUAAAAAAUGAAAUAUCUAGCUUGAAGAAGGCAGUUGAAUCCUCUGAGCUCCAGUGCCAGGAGCAUCAGAGAAAACUUGAAACUCUGACUGAGGAGCUAAAGAAGAAAAGUGACUUUGCAGAGGAACUUCAGAGUAUGAGCGGUAAGGACUUGGUGCAGGAAGUGGCGAAGCUUCGGCGCUCUCUGGAUGAUGCUGAGGGGCUCAGCAGAGACACAAAGAAGGAAUGGGCUUUCCUGCGCAGUGAAAACAUUGCGCUGGAGGAGAGAGUUGUUACGCUAUCUGUCAACCAUGAUAAGCUGGACAAUGAGGUAAACAGCUUGCGCUAUCAACUUGAGACAGAGAAGUCACGCUUCAGAAAGAUGCAGACAGAUCUCCAAAAAGAGCUGAACGUUGUGUUCGAUGAGAACACCAAGCUCACCACUCUUCUGGAUGGAAAAGUCCCAAAGAAUCUGAUCGACAGCGUGGAACUUGAGAGAACGGUAUCUAACCUUAACAAAGAGCUGACAGCAGCUCGUGAGGCAGAGGAAGCCCUCAGAGCUCAGCUGGAGGAACUGUCUUCAUUCCAGGCCCUCCCAGAGAAAGUGGACAGUUUGACAAAGCAGGUGUGUGAGUUGACUGAGGAGCUGUGUGCUGUUCAAACUCAAAGAGACGGCCUGCUCUCAAGUCAAGCUGAGUGUCAGGAGGAAGCUCAGCAACUCAGAGACUUCCUGCAGACAUCCCAGGAUGAGAUCCUGAAAAUCCAAGCAGACUCUAGUGCUGCUGCACUGAGGGAGAAGGAGCUGAGUGAGCAGUGUGCUGAUGUGACACGGCAGCUGGAUUCACUUCGCUCAGACCUGGAGCAAUCUGAUACCGAGAAGAGUCAGCUCAUAGCUACUAUGGAAGAGAUGGUCUAUAAACUGCAGGAGAGUGAACAACACAGAGCGUCACUGGAAGAUAAACUGAAUGAGAUGCAGCAGCUGAUGAAGGAUUUGGAGGAGAAGCUUGCUGACAGUGAAAAUUCCAGAAGCACAGAGGAAGAGAUCAGUAAAGAACUUCAAGAACAGGUGAAUCAGCUGACUGAAGAGCUCCAGUCUGUGCGAGCUGAGAAAGAACAGAAUGCUGAUGCUCAGACGUCUGCAGAGGAGCUGGAGAAGCUGCUCGCUACAGUUACAUCUGUCACUGCAGAGAGAGACCAGCUCCAGGUGGACCUCCAGGAAAAGGUGCAGAUGGCUGCAGAGACACAAGCUUGCCUACAAUCUCUUCAAGAUGACCUCCAAGAGCAGAAGCAGAAGAUCUCUGAUCAGAUGAAACUCAUUGAGCAGAAGGAAUCUGAUAUGCUGAGUCUUACACAGGAGCUUCAGAGUAUGCGAGAUGAGAAAGAGACUCUCCUGAUGGCCGGUGUUCAGAGCUCUGCAGAGGAGAUGGAGACGCUCCGAUCUACUGUGGCUUCUCUCACUGAAGAAAGAGACCAGCUCAAGAUGGACAUGCAGGAGAAUGUGGAGAUGAUGAUUGAGAAUCAGGAUGAGCUGAGAGCAGCCCUGGAGAGGAAUCGUGAACAGAAAGAGCUGAUCAAACAGCUGGAGGCUGCUCAAACAUCCAAACAGGACGGUCUUCCCAGUGAGAUGAGUCCACAGCUAGAGGAGCUGCAAACACAUUUGAAGACUCUGACUGCGGAGCUUGAGUGUGUGAGGGCAGAGAGAGACGGUCUGCUCUCUGAGAAGGAAGCCAGCUGUCAGACAUCCACAGAGGAGAUGGAGAAGCUGCUGAGCAGAGUGACGUCUCUCAGUGAGGAGAGAGAUCAGCUGCAGGAGACGCUGGAGGGACUGAGACAGGAGAAGCAGCAGCUGAAAGCAGAGCUGGAGGACAGGAUGGAGGUGGUUGCACUAGCCCAUGGUGGGUUCAACCAGCCACACAUGCUGUCAUCAGAACUCCAAGCACAUGAUGCGACAGUAACCCAACUUCAGCAAGAGAUAGAACAACUACAGGCAACUCUACAAACCAUCAGUGAGCAGAAGAGCCAGUUGGAAGGUGAUCUUCAGCAAAAUAUGGAGAUGGCUACAGAGACUCAAAGCCUUCUACAUUCAUGUCAGCAGCAGCUCCAAGAGCAAAAUCAAAGAAACAUUGACCUGGAAAGAGUAAACCAAGAGAGGCAAGCCCAGCUGGAACAACAGGUUGCAGAAACUCAGAGUCUUCUACAUUCUCUUCAAGAAGAGCUCCAAGAGCAGAAGCGAAGGAGCUCAGAUCAUAUGAUACUCUGUGAGCACAAGGAAUCUGACUUAGAGCAGCAGAUGAAGACUUUGACUGAGCAGCUUGAGAGUGCACGAGCAGAGAGGGAUGCCCUGUUGUUCGAGAAGGAAGCCAGCUGUCAGACAUCCACAGAGGAGAUGGAGAAGCUGCUGAGUAGAGUCUCGUCUCUCAGCGAGGAGCGAGAUCAGCUGCAGGAGACACUGGAGGGACUGAGGCAGGAGAAGCAGCAGCUGAAAGCAGAGCUGGAGGACAGGAUGGAGAUGAUGCAGUGUGAGUUCCAGCAGCAGCUCAGCUCUGAGCAACAGUCACUGAAAGAAGAACACGAGGAACAGCGACUUCUGCAGAUCCAACAGUUGGAGGAACAACUGGAGAAAACAAAGGAGGAAACAAGCCAGAUGAAGUCUGACCUUCAAGAAAAUGUAGAACUGAUGAUUGAGAACCAGGAGGAGCUGAGGGUGUCCCAGGAAAAGAUCAAAGUCCUACAAGAUGAGAUCAACAUGCUGAGGAGCCAAAAGGCAGAGCUGGAGAGCAACGGAGAGAGUACCUGCCAGUCACAGGAGCUCCAAAACCAGAUCCAAAUCCUGAUUAAGGAGCUUGAGAGUGUGCGAGCAGAGAGAGACGGUCUCCUGUCUGAGAGGACGGCCGAUGCUCAGAAUCACAGCGAGGAGAUGGAGAAGCUGCUGAGCAGAGUGACGUCUCUCCGUGAAGAGAAAGAUCAGCUGCAGGAGACGCUGGAGGGACUGAGACAGGAGAAGCAGCAGCUGAAAGCAGAGCUGGAGGACAGGAUGGAAACACUGCAGGCUGAGAGUGUCCAGCUGAGUGUGUCUCUACAGACUGUCACUAAGCAGAAGAAGCAGCUGGAAGAUGAUCUGCAGCACAACAUGAAUGAGGCUUCAACAACACAAGAGCUUCUGAAGUCAGUCCAAGAAGAGCUGUGUGAACUGAAGCAGAUUAACUCUGAUCUGGAAAAACUGCGACAGGAGAAGGAAUGCUCUUUAGAUCAGCAGAUAAGGACUUUGACUGAGAAACUGGAGAGUGUUGAGGCCGAGAGAGACGGUCUGCUCUCUGAGAAGGAAGCCAGCCGUCAGACAUCCACAGAGGAGAUGGAGAAGCUGCUGAGCAGAGUGACGUCUCUCAGUGAGGAGAGAGAUCAGCUGCAGGAGACACUGGAGGGACUGAGACAGGAGAAGCAGCAGCUGAAAGCAGAGCUGGAGGACAGGAUGGAAACACUGCAGGCUGAGAUUUGGAUUCUAUCUGAGAAACUUGUAAGCGUUGAAACUGAGAGAGACGGUCUGCUUACUGAGAAGGAAGGCGGCUGUCAGACAUCCACAGAGGAGAUGGAGAAGCUGCUGAGCAGAGUGACGUCUCUCAGUGAGGAGAGAGAUCAGCUGCAGGAGACACUGGAGGGACUGAGACAGGAGAAGCAGCAGGAGAGAACAGAGCUGGAGGACAGGAUGGAAACACUGCAGGCUAAGAUGCAGCAGCUCAACCAGCAGCUUCAAAUGUGCACAGAGAAGCUAACUCGUACUGAAGCUGAAGCCCACACCACACAGCAGUUGCUCAGUAACGCAAACUCAACCAUCUCAGCACUCCAAGAACAGCUGAGCACCAGGGGAGUCCAGGAGACAAUUUCAUCACGGCUGCAGGACUCUACAGGGCAACUUCAGGAGUCCUUCAGAAGAUUCCAGCACUUCAUAGACACUUGUUCAAAGUUUAACUCUCAUAUGGACAAGACCCUGCGAGUAGAGAAGCACCCCUCUCUAAUCCCUCUACCAAAAGCCACCAUGAACACCUACAGCGCUGUCUGUAAUCUGGGACAGCAGAGUCUUCAAAGUCUGGGCCACAUACUGGCUCACCUACAGCCGCAGGCACAGAUCUACAGGGCUCUAUUUGAGGAGCUGGUGAAGAAAGAUUUGGCCGUUUUUGAGGUGAGGCGUCAGCACGACUCGCUGCUGUGCAAAGUGCAGGCAUCCAGCGACUCUGUCCAGGACGAGGACUUCAGCACACUCUUGGAACACAACCUGACUGAGCUGCUGGACAAGAGGCAGCUGUACCUGCAGAAAAUGGCCAGCAUUUUGGAGAAGCUCCGGUCCAACAUGGCUUGCCUCCCCAGUGAGCUGUCAACUGAGGCCAAAGAGAGGGAGAGGUUCAAGGAGCAGCUGCAGUCUGCAAUGGCCAAAGAGCCGAACAACUACAGCGGACUGGACAGCAUCCUGCGCUCUGAGCUGGAGCGCAGAUCCGCAGUGGUGCAAAGCAGGAAGAUGACUCUACAGAGCAUCAUCAGUGACCACGAUGGUCUGUGUCAGGAGCUGAAGUCACUGGAGGCUCAGGCUGAUUCUCAACUCAGAGAGGGGAAAAGCAAGAGUUCGACUCUGCUGCAGGCGUCACAGGGAGCUCCUCUGAAAGCAGAGCUCUCCCAGCUGAAGGACAACCAGCAACUUCUUCUUCAGCUCCAGCAAACUGAAGAAAAAGUCAAAGCUCUGUCUGUACAAAACGAUCAGCUGCGUGAUGCGCAGAUCAAAGCCAACAACAGGGUGUCCAACCACAAACAGGCUACCCAGCUCCUGCAGACGGAGCUGCAGGACAGCCGUGCACAGGUGGAGGAGAAAGAGAACACAAUCCAAACUCUCCGGAACAAACUGCGAGAGUCUGAGAAAAAUGUCCCACCCACUGCUGUUGAGAUGGAAAACCUCCGGAAAAAAAUGUUCAAAAUGGAGGUGGAGCUGACUUCAGCUUCUGAUAAACACCAACAAGAGAUCCAGAGGAUGACCACACUACUGAAUGAAAAGGAACAUUCAAUGAGGAAGCUGAAGGAGGCCUUGAGGAAAUCACAGCAGCAAGGAGAGGAGUCGUUCCUGCAGGGUGAAGACCUUCAUGCCCGACUGACCGACCCCAAAGGUGGGGUGAUCAAGAGCAGCGUUAUGCUGGAGAAAACCAAACUUGAGGAGGAAAUCAAACAGCUUCGUCUGAAAAUAACCGGGUUGGAAAGCUUGGUGUCCAGUCAGCAGGCAGAGAUCAGCAAGUGGAAGAGCAGAGCCAUCAAGUUAAAGGUGAAGACCAAGAAUGACAAUCCUUCACCACCCUGCACUCCCACCAAGAGAGGCCUCCCCAUGACCUCAGACUCCUCCAACUUCCUCAACUCACCCAAGAAGUUCCUGGUUACUCCCAGGAAGGUCCUGGACUCUCCCAGGAAGGUUUUGGAGUCCCCCAGGAAGCUGCUGGACUCUCCAAAGGCCAGUCUGCUUGACUCGCCCAAAAGCAGAUUCUUUGAUGUGGGUGGAAGCUCAGAGCUGCUGUCCAAAUCCUGUCCCAAGCAGUUCUUUGAUAACUCGAGCCUUGGAACCAUUCCAGAGGUUUCCAAUGUUCCUGACACAUCAGAUGCAGAGAUGGAUGCAGCUGUGGGUGCAGACAGGAAGGAGGAGUGGUGGCCUCAGUCUCCAAAGCAAGAGGACAUGUGUAAAACCCAGUGAGACGUCCCACAUGUGCAAUAUUUUUAUGUCUUAAUGUGUUUAUCUUUUCAGUGUUCUAUGUUUAGUGUGUGACUAAUAAAGUUUGUCUUGAUCAACGAGA
Molecule: messenger RNA, 8377 nt
Organism: Acanthopagrus latus (yellowfin seabream)
Lineage: Eukaryota; Metazoa; Chordata; Actinopteri; Spariformes; Sparidae
Gene: cenpe
Product: centromere protein E
Exons: 56
Coding region: 124-8277 (2717 amino acids)
Biological process (GO): mitotic cell cycle; microtubule-based movement
Cellular component (GO): microtubule
Molecular function (GO): microtubule binding; plus-end-directed microtubule motor activity; ATP binding
Source: RefSeq, a predicted model, not a curated record